This is a messenger RNA of Epinephelus fuscoguttatus (brown-marbled grouper), 1104 nucleotides long. RefSeq names its product canopy FGF signaling regulator 4 (gene cnpy4). The record is from RefSeq and is a predicted model, not a curated record. Gene Ontology annotation, molecular function: signaling receptor binding. The coding region runs from base 102 to 764 and encodes 220 amino acids. Gene Ontology annotation, cellular component: endomembrane system. Lineage: Eukaryota; Metazoa; Chordata; Actinopteri; Perciformes; Serranidae. The transcript has 6 exons.
ACUACGCAUGCGCAGUUGCAAUCCUCCGUCAGAAAUGCGGAUGUGGCUGUAGAGUUAAUAAACUUUUACUCAGCCUGGAAGUUUACGUACAAACUGCUGCAAUGAAACUUUUUAUAGUGGUUUUAUUUUGUGUCUGCUGCUUUGUCACAGCAGAAGAAGACGAGAGGCUGCCGAAUAAAUGCGAAGUGUGUAAGUUUCUGACAGUGGAGCUGCAGGAGGCUCUGGAGAAAACGGGUCGCUCCAAAGAGGUGCUGGAGGUGGGAGAGGUGCUGGAUACAGGCAAGAGGAGGAGGAAGAUCAUAUACAACACCUCUGAAACUCGGCUGACUGAGGCUGUGGACAACAUAUGUGAGCGCAUCCUGCAGUAUAAUGUUCAUGCAGAGAGGCCUGGCAGCCUCCGAUACGCCAAGGGCGCCAGUCAGACCAUGACGACUCUGAAGAACCUGGUCCACAAAGGAGUUAAAGUGGAUUUGGGUCUGCCGUACGAGCUGUGGGACGAACCCUCCGUGGAGGUGUCAGACAUGAAGAAACAGUGUGAGAAGAUGCUGGAGCAGUACGAGGAGGUUGUGGAGGACUGGUACUUCCAUCAUCAGGACCAGAGGCUGCCGAACUUCCUCUGCCAGAAACACGUCCUCAAGCCGUCAGAGCAAGAAUGUAUGACGGAGAUGUUGAAGGGAGACACAGGGACUAAAGGAGGAGCCAAGGAGGCGGACAGUGACGGCACAGAAGAGGAAGGAAAAACACACGACACUGCGGAGCUAUGAGGCAAAAAAUGUCAAGAAGAUAAAUGCAGAAGACAACAGAAUAACCUCAAUUUUGGGCUGCAAAGAGAUUGUGUUUUCUGACACCAUUUUAGCCUUUGACUGUACGUGACAUACAAUCAGUCGUAUAGUUUUACAUUUCUGGUGCCAAAUUAGUGCGAGAAGAUGCUUUAUAGACUUUAGUUUCACAUGAAUGGCACCUGUUGCACCUUUUUAAACACUCAGCCGUUUGAGGCUUGAAGAAUCUCCAGUGUUAUAUUAUGUGUACACGCUGUUACAUGGCUCCUUGGGCAAACUUUAUAUGGUACAUAUCAGUGUUUUUUACCCCAAAUUACAGCCUUUA